AGCUGAGAGGAUAGCACUGCGCUCGGGCAAACGCGAGCACUGGACGGUGUACAACCGGCUCGACGCGGUAUGCCGUCGCCACGCGAAGCAGUGCCGCAACGCCAGCUGGUCAAGCCUCUGCUCGUCGCUGGAACGGGCGAGCGUCCGAUCGAGCCCGUGGCGAAUCCUGGGGGCGAUCCUGCGGCCCCGCGCGCCGCGCUGCCCCGUCCUCUCCAUCGCCGUGGCUCGCGGCAUCACGAGCGGUCAGCUGGCCGAGCUGCUCGCCGAGACUUUCUGCCCGCCACCCAUCAUCCGUCCACCGGCGCCGUACGUGCUGCAGCCGCAACCGCAUCCAAGGCGCGAGCUGCUGGCCCCGGAGCGGUACUUCCCGACGGCCGGGAUCCUCGAGGACAUCAGGGCGCUGUGCGAGGCUGACUUCACUAUCGGUGAGCUUCGCACAGUGCUCACAUCGAGGAAGCUCCGCUCAGCACCAGGUUCCGAUGGCGUCACGUAUCAGAUGCUUAGGAACCUGGAUGGUGACCAGCUCUUGCUGCUGCUCGACGCAUACAACAACGUCUGGCGGACCGGCAGCAUCCCGGACGAGUGGAGCGAGGCGAUUGUUGUCCCGCUGCUCAAGGCCGGCAAGGCAGCCAGCAGUCCUGCUUCGUACCGGCCCGUUUCGCUCACCUCCGCUGCUGGCAAGGUGCUCGAGGCCAUGGCGCUACGGCGGCUCGAGUGGAUUACGGCGGCGCUCGACACCUUGGCGGCGGAGCAGAGCGGCUUCCGGCGACUCCGGGCCACAGCGGACUGCCUUGCCGACGUGAUCGCCACGCUGGAGACAGCGAAGCGCCGGGGCGAGGCAGGCUACCUCAUCCUUCUCGACGUCGAGAGCGCCUUCGACCGUCUGCCACACGCUACCAUCAUGGACGCACUCGAUGCGCUCGGAGUGUGCGGACGAAUGCGAAGCUACAUUGCGGCGUUCCUCGGCGGCAGAACGAUGCGGGUGCGCGUGGCGGGAGCGCUCAGUCGGCCGCGUGUGGUUGUGACAGGAGUGCCGCAGGGCAGUGUGCUUAGCCCAUUCCUGUUCAACCUCGCGCUGGCACGCAUCCCCGACUACAUUCCCCAGUUCCCGGCGCAUGAGGUUCGAGUCGCAGUAUACGCGGACGACAUCGCGUUGUUCGCCAUCGGCCCCACCAGUAUCGGCUAUGCGGCAGCCAAGACCAAGGCGCUCAUCGUACACCCAAGGUACGAGGGGCAGUACAGCACGCCAGGCUUCACCCUCCAUGGAGUGCUGCUUCCGUGGGAGAAGCGGGUUCGCUACCUUGGCCUUGUGAUCGACCGACGGCUGAACUGGCGUGCUGCAGUAGCUGCCCUGCGGAAAGGUGCCGCGCAGGUAGCGGGCGCCGCGCGCUCCCUGCUCGCUCGUGGCCAAGGCUGUUCGCCGACCCUCGCGCUGCGCCUAUACAACUCUGUGGCCUCGGCGCGGAUCCUGUACGCGCUGCCCCUGGCGGACCUGCAGCCGACGCAAUGGAAGGUGAUGGACGCGGAUCACCGAGCCGUCGUACGCCAAUUCCUGUGCCUCCCGCGGUCUUCGCAGAGCGGCGCCACUCUCGCCGAGGCGGGGGAGACGCCCAUCUCUCUCCGAGCCGAGGGGCGGGCCCUCAACCACGUGGAGCGCUUGCAUCGUUCGCGGCACGGCCAGCAGCUGAUCAGCCGGCUGCACUCUCUCCCGAGCUCCGGCAUGGGUCGCCGCGUCACCGAGUUCGCCAACCUGGUACGGGGCGGCGCCACGUGCGCGUGGCUUGCCCCGCCGCCACAUCGGGAGCGUCGUCUGCUCAUCCGCACGACCGUCCCUGGCGUUCGAGGCAAGCGCAACACUCCGCUCUGCGCCUUGCAACAGGAGACGGCUGCGGCCAUCAACGAGCAGCUGGCCGGCCGGGUGCUCGUGUUUACUGACGGCUCGGUCUUGCGGGACGGUGCUGCCGCUGCCGCGUGCGUCACUCCGGACAUCCCAGCGCAAAGUCAGUGCACCGUGUUGAGCGCCGUAUCAUCAACACACGCGGAGCUGGCGGCCAUCGACUUGGCGGCCGAACUUAUCUACCAGCGGCGCAUCCCUGCUGCGGCCAUCCUGACGGACUCCCGCGCGGCACUGCACAUGCUGGCCAGGGCUGACCAUGGGCCACCGCUGAUCCAGCGCCUCCUGCGGAAAAUCCAUGGCGUGUGCGAGCAGGGAUGCGACCUCGUUCUGCAGUGGGUGCCUGCACACAUCGGCAUACACGGGAACGAGGAAGCAGACCGGCUCGCGAGGGCCGCCCACACGGCGACUGUGCCUCGUUCACUCGUCGUGACGCCUUUCGACGUCGCCCGUCACACCGUGGCCGGCAUGUUGCGUGCACGACACCCGGACGCCCGCGUCGCCAGUGGCAACCCACCGAGACUCCUGCCGCGAAAGGGUCUUCAUCGUCGAGACCGGGCGCUGCUGCUUCGUCUCCGCGUCGGCUGCUACCGCACCGCAGCAAGGACUCACCGCCUGCAAGGUACGGGAAGCCCCUUUUGUGAAAAGUGCGCCGACGUGGAGGACUUAGAUCACGUGCUUUUGCGAUGCCGAGAGUACACGGCGCAGCGUGACACGCUCACGAGCGUUUACCGCCGCCUUGGCCUGCCGUGCGACAGCACCGAGGCACUUCUCUUCCCGGCGGCGCAUUCAUCAGUGACCGCGCGCGCCUUCGCGGCACUGCUCGAAUUCCUGGACGGCGCCGAACUGUACGAGCGGCUGUAG
Messenger RNA from Dermacentor andersoni, 2758 nucleotides. NCBI's taxonomy places the organism in Eukaryota, Metazoa, Arthropoda, Arachnida, Ixodida, Ixodidae. The record is from RefSeq and is a predicted model, not a curated record.